CGUUUCUCCAAAAAAAAUUGGUUUUGCAAAAUUUGGUUUGAAAAAUCCCGACCCACUCUCAUAUCUCGUCGCCAAACCCGCCUCUGACCCCUGCUUCUGUCCAGGACUCGUCUUUCUCCUCCUCCUGUUCCUGACCCAAGCUCCGCAGACCCUUAAAUUAAAUAAGAUAAAUGGAUGAAUCUGAGAAAAGAAAGGAAAGGUUGAAAGCAAUGCGCAUGGAAGCUGCUAAUGCUGAAGCAUCUGAUAGUGUUGAGAGUUCUGCAAUGCCUGGUUCUCUUUCGAAUCCAUUGAUUGAGACAUCGUCGAGUUUGACUGCUCAGGAUGAUUUUUGUAGAGCUCCGCGUUUUGACUACUAUACUGAUCCUAUGGCAGCAUUUUCUGGUAACAAGAGGGACUAUGUUCAUAAUCCUGCACCAUCCCAUCCUGGACCAAGGAACACUGGUAGGGGUUUGCCUGUCCAUCAGAUGCAAAGCCAUUUUGCACCUGAUCAUGGUGUAUACAAACAAGGUCCAUACAGCCCUAGAUUAAGAAGUCCAUCACUCAUGCAUCGAGGCCAAUCUGAUGCUUGGAAUGCACCACAGGCCACUGAACAUUAUAACUUUGUUUCUGAUGGAAGUCCAAGAGGAAUGUUUGGUGGUCCUCCCCAGCAUCCUGGAACUUUUCAUAGGGUCUGGAAUCCCUCUAAUACAUCAAGCUAUGGUAAUUUACCCAACCCUGGCAUUUCUCCAGCAGAUGGCCGUAAUUUCAAUUAUGGAGCAGCGAGGCCACAAAUGUUUGGUAGAAAUCCAAUCCUUGAUCAAAGACCUGGAGGUAGUCCUAAUUUCAGUCCAGGAAGAGGCAGGGGUCCUGGAUACCGAGGGAGCGGUGGUCCUGGUUUAGGAAGGAGUGCUGGACGAGGGCAAGGCUUUCAUGGUCGUAGCUCAGCAUCAAACAAGAUGUUAGGGCCAGAGUGUUACUUUGAUGAAUCCAUGUUGAAAGAUCCUUGGCAGCAUUUAAAACCUAUUCCAUGGAGAAGACAAGAAGCUGGAAUGGAUAGUUUGGGUACACCAGGCACUUCGAACUCCAGUGGCAUAAAAAGGGCAAAAGUUUCAGAGGCUUCUUCUAAACAAAGUCUUGCUGAAUACCUUGCUGCUUCAUUCAACAAAGCUGUUGAGGGCACAGAAUGAAGGUUGCUCAAAUCUGAAAUGAAUGGCAAUGUAGAAGAUAUUUGUUAUGACCAUUUAGGUUAUAUUUGGAUUCCAUUAUUGAGGCUUGAAGAUGGGGUGGCUGAAGGCAUGAAUGUGGAUAUACAUAUUUUUCGGAUAACAAUAUUGGGGUACACAUUCUGAGAUGGUUUUCGCCCAUUCUCAUUAAUCUCACCAGUCUUAUCUCGGGAUUCAAAUUCUAAGUUCUAAAAUUUGAUAACAAUAUUUUUCUAUGUUCAGGACUGGUGGGUUAUUUUCUCAUAGUAUACUUGUCAGAAAAUAUUAUCAUGUGAAUUAUCUUAAUGAUAACAACACACGGUUUCCGCAGUUAAAA
Molecule: messenger RNA, 1518 nt
Organism: Gossypium raimondii (Peruvian cotton)
Lineage: Eukaryota; Viridiplantae; Streptophyta; Magnoliopsida; Malvales; Malvaceae
Product: protein SICKLE
Exons: 3
Coding region: 171-1166 (331 amino acids)
Biological process (GO): mRNA splicing, via spliceosome; miRNA processing
Source: RefSeq, a predicted model, not a curated record